This is a messenger RNA of Pundamilia nyererei, 1218 nucleotides long. RefSeq lists its product as uncharacterized. The transcript is spliced from 8 exons. Gene Ontology annotation, molecular function: ubiquitin-protein transferase activity. Lineage: Eukaryota; Metazoa; Chordata; Actinopteri; Cichliformes; Cichlidae. The coding region runs from base 136 to 1218 and encodes 360 amino acids. The record is from RefSeq and is a predicted model, not a curated record.
UCGUGUUAUUGUUUCCUUUCGUCACGCUGUUCACACCGUAUUUAAGUUUUGUUUUCCAGGUAAGUUUCGUUUCUUGUUGACAGACUGCAGAGUGACACAGUGAGGAUCAGCUGUUGCUCCUAACCACACGACAACAUGUUUUCCUGGGGAGAGGACUGUCAGCGCGGGUUUUACGUGAAAGACGGCUCCGGUACCGACAGCACGACCACUGAUGAUGGAGUUCAUUAUUUAAACAUCAGCCAUCACAUCGCGGAUCUGUCGGCAGGUCGAAACGUGCUGGCUUUCGUUAAAAGUAACGGAAACGCGUUUUUUAUCCAAAUAAACGAGAGCGAGGAUGGGAGAAGAGCGAGAGGCAGGCAGAAGUUUGUGAAACACAAAGAGAAGAUAGAGGCUGUGAGUUGUGGCGAUGAUGUGGUCGCACUGCUGUCUGAGAGCGGCAAAGUUCUCUGGUUGGACACGAGACACCCACCUUUCACUCCCAGGCCACUCGAAGCUUUUUCUAACAUACACGUUUCUCAAGUUGCUUGUGGGAGUCAGCACUCCGUUGCACUCACCAAAGAUGGUCAGCUGUAUACGUGGGGUCAGGACUGCAGGGGUCAGCUGGGUCUAGGUACGAGAGAGUCUGUCUGCAGAUCACCUCAACAUGUGCCAUCACUGUCAGCGAUCCCCGUGAUCCAGGUCGCUGCAGGAGGAGACCAGAGUGACUGGUGGUCCUCGCUGUCACCCUCCACCAUGGUGCGAUACGUUAAGGUGUGGAAGAAGGCCCUAUCAGAGAUCCUGUCCUUCAAACCUGUACCUCGCAACUCUGGAUAUGCAAAUGCUGAGCCGCUCAUCCUGUGCAAGUUCCCAAUCGUGAUGGAUCUGCAAUCAAAGAAAACAGUGUUCGACAUGAAUUCUGAAUGCACUCAGAGACAGCACCAGAUGGCUUUUGGUUUGCCUGAUAAAUUGAAUCCUCAGUCAAAUCCAAUUUUUUUUGAACUGCGGCUGCAGCGUGCGUCACUUUUCGAAGGCACCUUCAGAGAGCUGGAAGCUGCUCCUCACAGCGCCUGCAAGAAGCCACUUGUGGUCUAUUUUGAUGAGGACCCAAACACCAAAGAUGUCUACAAACGAGACCUUUUUCACCACCUGUUUCUUAAAAUGGUGUCAGAAGAAUCUGGGAUGUUCAUGCUCAAUGACUCCAAAACCCUGGCAUGGUUUCCCUCCAAUGUAAGACUUUAA